Capsella rubella is the source of this 997-nucleotide messenger RNA. RefSeq lists its product as uncharacterized. The record is from RefSeq and is a predicted model, not a curated record. The transcript has 4 exons. Gene Ontology annotation, biological process: regulation of DNA-templated transcription. Lineage: Eukaryota; Viridiplantae; Streptophyta; Magnoliopsida; Brassicales; Brassicaceae. Bases 197 to 829 code for a protein of 210 amino acids. Gene Ontology annotation, molecular function: double-stranded DNA binding.
CUCUCAAGUCUCAACUAACAAUGGUUGGUUCCUAUUUCUCAGUUUCAGAGUCGUGAAACUUUGACUCGGUUACACAUCUGACUCAGUGAUUCGGGUUCGCUGGUGACCGAGUUAGAUUAACCUCCGCACUAAAAGAUUUCUCUGCUUUGGAUCGAAGUUGAAGUUAUUGAUAUAACUUCUCAAAUUAGAGGAGGAGAUGUUUGGAAACUCUUUAGCUUCACCUUUGGCAACAUUGGGUUCGGCAAAAUGUGUCCGCCACUCUGCAGUUGAUCUUGUAGCAUACAAUAAUGUUUUACCAUUGAGUUUGAACUCGUCGUAUCAUGGUGUGAUUAGAGGAGUAAGGACAUCUCUUGUUUCGCGAAACAAAUGGAUAGUGCUUUGUUCAACAACACAAGUGGAAACCUCUAAUGAAGAUCCAAAGACAUGGGAAGAAUGCAAAGAAGCUUUGUCUUGUUUUGAUUUCAGUGUAGAGGAGAAAGACAAGAUACUAGGAAAAGCGUUUGGUCAUAUCCAUUCGCCGUACUGGACAGAAGAACGAGUGAAAGAGAAUCCAAAGGUGGAAACUUUGAAUCAAAUACUUGAGUUCCUUAGAAGUCUCGGCUUAUCGGACGAAGAUCUGCAUAAGGUGAUGAAGAAAUUCCCGGAAGUACUCGGUUGCAGCUUAGAAGAGGAGAUGAAACCAAACAUUGGGAUCUUGGAAAACCAAUGGGGGAUUUCGGGUAAGCAACUAAAGAACCUGUUGCUUCGGAAUCCGAAAGUGUUGGGAUACAAUGUGGAUUGUAAAGGAGAUUGUAUUGCUCAAUGCACUCGGUGUUGGGUUCGUUUUUAGUGUUUGAUUCUCCAAGCUAAGUGAUCGUUGAUAUUGUACCUAUUUGAGUGUGUUAGCUUAGAGUUAGAGCAAAACCUGAUCUGUAUCUAGUCCUCUGUCUCAGGCUCUCAGCGAGUUAAAUAAACAAUCAUUGAUCUUUGAUUCUUUUAUGUUAAUGAUUUUUAAGAA